AUGAGCAGAAUUCGUCAUUUCUCUCUUGAGCAAACCUCUACACAGCCAGAGAGAUUGCCACGCUUGGUGCCUCCACCCGCCUUAAGUAACCCAAUGUCCAAUCCCCAACGGCAGAACACUGGGGAUACCUUGGACACCUUGGCACCGAAUAUCCCUCCUCGAUAUCCAGGACGUAGAAUCUCUGAGGAAAGUACAACGAGGGCACGGCAUCCAAGUGAUCAGCUCACUAAUUCAUAUGCGACUUCGUCGUCACCACCUCAGAAAUAUCCCCGAAACUCUUAUGACAAUAGUAACACAUUUACAGGAGCAGCAGCCGAUGGCAGACGCUCCAGGAAUACUAAUCUUCCCUCGGUUAUCUCAGGGGUUGCUAUUAAUAGCUUCCAAGAGGAGUGCCAAUCCAAUGGAGAGGAUACAGAAAAAAGAAAGAGAUUCAAUAUGAAGGAAUUUAGGCAGAGGAGACGAGAUAAAAGGGAUUCAAGAAACUUUUCAACCUCCGAACCUGACAGUAAUGCGGUGAGUUUAACUACCUUUAAGUAUCGACAAUUUCGCUAUCUUACCUGUCAAAAUUACUCCAAAUUUCACAUAUGUCUGUACUUGCAUUACUUAUACUUUACUAAAUUACUCAGUAAUCCGUGUGAACAGUCAUGA
Molecule: messenger RNA, 648 nt
Organism: Rodentolepis nana
Lineage: Eukaryota; Metazoa; Platyhelminthes; Cestoda; Cyclophyllidea; Hymenolepididae
Source: the annotation of a GenBank genome assembly